AUGUCUGGCGCGCAGUGCGAUGAGCCGCGCUGCCUGAAGUGGCGCAAGAUGCCGCCGGGCUGGUCCACGGCGCAGGUGGAGGCCGCGCAGGACGACGGCUCCUGGUACUGCCGCCUCAACCCCGACCCGGCCGCCGCCGCAGCCGGCUGCAAAAUCCCCGAGGAGACCUACGCCGCGCCAGAAUCCGCCGCCACCGACACGCGCACCGUUAAAAGGCGAUAUCAGGAGCAAGAUAGGGUCCUUGUAGCGCCUGAGUCAGCCGCCGCCGACACGCGCACCGUCAAACGACGCUACCCGGAGGCAAAGGAGAAGGACAGGAGUGCAAGGAAGCGGAAGCUGCAGGCAAUGGAGGAAGCUGCAGCCGAGCAACACCGCCUGGAGGCUGCCAAGAGGGAGGAGGAAGCAUGGCGGCAGCAGGCGAUGGCGCAGCUGGCUCUCAGGUUGGCGCAGCAGCAGCAGAAGCAGCAUCAGCAGCAACAACAGCAGCUCCUGCAGCAGGAGCAUCAGCGUCUGCUGCUGCAACAGCACCUGCAGCGAUCCCAGGCACAGAACGGCAGAGCGCACGGAAGCUCAAGCGCCCCCGCCGCUGCUGCGCCGGGCAGGUCACUUGCAGACCUGGUGCCCACAAGCCCAGGCAUCCCCAUUAUUCGCCCUAAUGGCGCGGUCGCCCCGUCCGCCGCAUCGGCACCGGCUACAGCACCCGCCGUAGCUCCGGCCGCGCCGGCGGCGGCAAAUUCCGCAGCUGCCCCGGCGGAGGCUGCGGCGGCACCCGCCGCCGUGCCGGCUGAGCGGCCGCUGCCACCGGCCGUGGCGCCAGAAUCAAUGCAACAGCCGGCUGCGACGGCUGCGGCCCGAGCUGCGGCAACAGCAAUAGCAACGGCCGCAGCUGCCCCGGUGAAGGCUGCGGCGGCGCCUAGCGCCGUGCCGGCAGCGCUGCAGCCGUCACCGGCAGCGGCGCAGGCCGCAGCGGGCAUUCCAGCGCAGCGAACGCCGACACGGGCAGAACGGCUUGAGGCCCGGGCGGCCACAGCGGCGGCAGCAGCUGCGUCCGGCGGCUUCGACCGCGCCCCGUCGGCCGCGGCCGUCUCCGCAACGUCGAGUGAGCAGCAGGGAAGCGCCGCGGUGGAACAGAUGCAGAGCUACGCACAGCAGGAGGCCGAUGCAGGCGUCAGCAGCACCGGGGAGCCGGCUGGUGAAGUAACGACUGCGCCAGAGGCUCCCCGGCCGGGCAGCAGCAUGGAUGACAUCGACACAGAGAUGGCGGGCACGCCAGAGGUUGCAGCGGCGCCGGCGGCAGAGCCGCCCGAAGCACCGUCCCUGGCACAGACGCAGCAGACGCGCGGCAAGGCAGCAGCAGCCAAAACACCCGACUGCACACAGAAUAGAUCUGCGGGGCCGUCCGGCAGCCCAGCCUCAGACGUGGCGCCUGCAAAGUCUCCCGCUGCUGUUGUCAGCGCUGCGUCACCUAGGACACCGGCCGCGGUUGGGCCGAGCGGUGAGCAAAGAACGGAGGCGGCUUCUGGGGGGACAAAUGAGCGGCAUGGCAGCUUGUCGGCGAGGCAGCCAGAACGGGUGGAGAUUCUGAACAGCGUGAACAGGGUGAAGGCCAAGGUCCUGGGCCUGGAGAAGGAUGUGCAGAGCCGGCAGGCCACGAUUGAGUCGCUGCAAACCCAGCUGACUGGCCUUGAGAGCGAUCUUCGCAGCAGGAAUUCCGUUGUAGACGCGCUCAGCAACAACUUGCGCAAGGUGCUGAGUCACUGCGUGGGCGGUGGGAAUGCGAGCCGGGCCUUUGAUGAGAUCACGCCGGAGCAGCUCGCAGAAUUCAAUGUGGACAUCUUCUGGCAGAAUCUCAAGAUCACUGUGCCAACCUACCGGGCUUGA
Messenger RNA from Coccomyxa subellipsoidea C-169, 1881 nucleotides. RefSeq lists its product as hypothetical. The coding region runs from base 1 to 1881 and encodes 626 amino acids. NCBI's taxonomy places the organism in Eukaryota, Viridiplantae, Chlorophyta, Trebouxiophyceae, Coccomyxaceae. The record is from RefSeq and is a predicted model, not a curated record. Gene Ontology annotation, molecular function: zinc ion binding. The transcript has 6 exons.